This is a messenger RNA of Stylonychia lemnae, 5790 nucleotides long. The record is from the annotation of a GenBank genome assembly. NCBI's taxonomy places the organism in Eukaryota, Ciliophora, Spirotrichea, Sporadotrichida, Oxytrichidae.
AUGGAAACUUUGCUAUGUCAGGUCACGCUGAUCGAACCAUCAGAGUAUUUUUUGUAAUAUUCAUAUACAAUACAGCUUUGGAAUCCAAAGAAGGGAUCACUGAUCAAAUCUUAUGCAGGUGUUCACAACAGAGAGGUGCUUGACAUUGCAAUAUUUAAUGAGAAUGAUAAGUUUGCUUCCUGCGGAGGGGACAAAACAUUUUACAUUUGGGAUGUGCUAUCUGGAAAGUACAUAAGAAAGUUUAUUGCUCAUACAAAUAAAAUAAACGCAAUAUGCUUGAAUCAUUUUUAAAACGUGAUCGCAACAGGCUCAUUUGAUAACUCAGUAAAAUUGUGGGACUUGAUGAGUAGGGAUUACAGACCUAUUUAAGUACUGGAUGAUUUUAGAGAUUCGAUCACUAAAAUCAUGAUAACUGAUGAUUCUAUAAUAGCAAGUUCAGUAGAUGGGAUACUCAGAACUUAUGACAUAAGAAUGGGAAAGUUAGUGAGAGAUAACAUAGAGGCACCCAUUAAUAGCUUUGACAUUGGAGAAGAUAAAAAGUUUGUGGCAGUCUCAUGCUUAAAUUCAACGACAAAGUUAUACGAUUUAUCUACUGGCGAGACAAUUGCAGACUAUAAGGGCCAUCAUAAAUCAGAUAAUUAUCACGGCUCAGUUAAGUUUUCAAAGGACAACUCAUAUUUAGUUCAGGCAUCAGAGGAUAAUAACAUCGUAUUGUAUGAUAUUGUGACAAAAGAACCACUUAAUAUUCUAAGAGGCCAUCUGAGACCAGUGGUAAGCAUUGAUAGGCAUCCAGUUGAACCUAAUAAAUAUAUAUCUGGCUCAGCAGAUGGCUACAUCAAAAAGACUUAUCAAAUUUUUCUAAGAAGUAUGUACCUAUUCUUUUUAUCUGACUUUAAAAAUAAAAUCUUAACCGUUACUCUUCUUAUUAGAACUAACAAAGAGUCAAAAAUCAAGAAUUUCGCUUAAGUUGAGGCAGUUAUGAGACAAUUGAAGGUGAAAUUUGAUGGGAAGCUGAUUAAUCAAAUCAUGAAUGAAGAACGUGGAGCUGCUCUAAGACUUUUGUAUCAGAUUAAACUGGGCAUUAUGAAAGAUAAUCCCUAGGAGUUCAAUAUUCAAGCUAAUACUAAGACAAUUACGGGUUUGGACAAACAUACAUUAGACCGUAGAUUUGAAGAGGUAAUGCAGCUCAAGACAACUCUUCCCACUCUUAAUAAAUUCUAAACAAUGAAUAGGUCAAAGAAACUUGAGUCUAUAGAAAAAACUCUACUUAAAUUUGAACACACUAAGAAGUAACAAGAUGAUUAUGCAUACAAAUCCCAAAAAGAUGAAGAGGAAUUGAUUAAUAAACUCUACUAGGAUUAGAGACAAAUGUCUAUGAAUAAAAUGAAGGAGAAUCAACAAUUUAUGAAAGAUUGGGAAAAAGAAGGUCGCAAGAAUUGGGGUUAAAACUAAUAAAAACGCUCAGACGCUAUUGCCAGAUAGUAGUACUUUGAAGACCUAGAAGUUAAAGCUUUUAAGGAUAAACUUGGAAAGGAACUGGACGAGGCAACCAAAGACAUGGCUGGUGGGAUUAAUGAAUUUGAGAUGAACUUGCAAAAGCUAGGUAUCGAGAAGAACACUAACAUUGAAGAUGCAAUCAAGAGAAUGGAGGAGAAGAAAGGUAUUCCACCUGGUUAGAUUCAGAAUUUCUCUUACGCUGCAACAAUGAAUAAGAUUAAGGAGAAUAAAAACUUGUAAGACUUCGCUGCAAAGGAACGAGAUCGUCGAAGAAGAAAGAUGAUCGUGGACUAGGCCCGUACUCAGAAUAAUCUUGAUAAAAAGAAAAACGAAGAGCAGUUGAUCCAGAAAAUAAUGAAAAAGCAAGCUGAGGAAUAACAAUUUGCGUACCUUGAGUGGAGAAACUAGCAAUGCAAGUAGCUGAUUAUUAAGAAUAGAGAAGAAAAAGCAUUUGGUGUUGAAGAGAAAAAGAAGGCGCAGAUGCAAGAAUUAGAAAGGAAGAGGAAUGAGGAACAUGCUGCUAUGAUUGAAAGUCAUAGGAAAAAUAUUCAGGAUUAGAAAAAAUACUAUCAACAAGUCAGAAGGGAGGAAAAACUUAAAAGGAGAAUGCUGAAUAUUGAGGUCUGCAGUGAAGUUAUGGAUCUAAUUCUUGAUGUUGCAAAUCAGACAUUCGAUCAAUAAUAGAAAAAUGGUAUAAAGAAGCUUGACAAGCCAACAUGGAGAGAGUGGAUGAACAUUUUUGUAGACAAUAAAUUAGUCUCAUCCGUAGUUGGAGAUCACCAUCAUGGAUUCUCUCAAGGAUUAACAGAUGACGAUCCAACACGAGACCAAUACUCGGAUCCUCUCCAAGAUCCUACAAAAAAUCUUGAAAGCAUCUUGGAUGAAAUGAAGUUUGACCCAGCAUACGAGGAUCUAUUGCAAUAUCUGAGUGUUACAGGUAUUUUCAACCUUAAUUAAGGUGAUCAUGCUCCAUAUUGGAAUCAAAUGCUUGAUCUAAAUUCUUUUGACUUUGAUUUCAAAUUCCUGGACUCACUAAUUCCCCCUCAUAAUCCAGAACUAGGAAGAAAUUUAAAGUAGAUCUUAAGCAGUCUAUGGUAAACUGAAUAGCCUGAUAAUUUAGAGGAAUCAAAACUAGAAGAAACAAUUGGUAUUCCUCAUCACUUGCCUUUGAAGCUAUGCAUUCUCGGGAAGAAGUAUGGGGGUAAGAGAACUGUGGCUAAAUAGAUUCAGGAAUUAUACAACAAUAAAGUCAAGGUAUUUAAGAUGGAUGAUUUGAUUAAAGAAGUGUAUGAGUAUGUCAGUCCAAAGCCCUAAGCUGUUGAAGUCGAUAAAUCUAAAAAGGCUCCAGCAAAAAAGGUUGAAGAAGCUGCUCCUAUAGAUGCUUAUGCUGGAAUGGAUACCAAAGAUUACAAGGAUAUAGGCAACUAAGUUAAAGCUAUUUUUGGUGAAAACUUUGAUUUUGCAACUCUUAACAAUAGUGGAGCACCUGACCUAGUUAGUAUGAUUCAAGAUGAUUCAUUGCUGAUUAGAUUAUUCAUCCAGAAAUUAAAGUUAAGUUUCCCUUAAGAUAAACCAGAGCAAGUAAAAAUUGAGGAAAUCAAACUAAACAUUUAAAAAGAAAAAGAGAUUUUGGAAUAACUGGCUGAAUUAGAAUAACAAAAUGCAGCUGUUGGAGGAGCUCAAGAUAAAAAAGGCAAGGCUCCUCCUGCCAAGGGAAAGAAUGCUGGUUCAAAUGAAGACUAGCUAAGAUAAGAUCUUGAGUUAAUUUAGAAAAUCCAACCAGAGGGAUGGAUACUCCUAGAUUUCCCUAGAACACUAUCACAAGCAAAAUUAAUGGAGAAAUUAAUGACUGGUUUCCAAAGCAUGACUGACUUACCAAAAAAUCAAGACUUAGUAGCCUUUGAAUAAUGGUCAAAGAUAGCAUCUGCAUCUACGUCAGAGGCUGAUAGUUCAAGUGACUUACCAAAGAUCUACUAGUCAGCCUCAGAUGCAGUGAUAUUCUUAGAUACUCCUUCGGAUGAAUGCUUUAGAAGAAGUCAGAAUAGAAAGAUCGACCCAACUACAGGAACUGUUUAUCAUUUGGAGGAUAAUCCACCCCCUGAAAAUGAUAAUAAGUUGAAGGAUAGAUUGCAGGAAUAUAGCGAUCCAGAUGCUGACUCUAACAAAAUGAAUAAUCAUCAUUAAGUAUAUGAUGAUAACUAGUAGCUCUUAAAAACCUGGGUCAAUGGCUUUGGUCUUGAGGAAGAUAACAUAGAACCUGUUAAUGCUUUGAUAGAAGUCGGAAUCACUCAUGGAUAGAAGAAAUAAGAUGUUUGGGAAAAAGUUAGCAAAGAAUUGUAAAGAGUGCUCGGCUUCAAGCAAGCCCAAUAUGAUAAGAAGAAGCUUCAAGUGAUGCAAGCAGAGGAGUAAAAUCAGAUUUUGCUAGAUCAAUAAAAAUUGUUAGAAUAAUAACAGCAAGAAUAGUUAAAUAAUAGUAAUGUCAUUGAGCAAUCACCUAGAGUUUAAAACAACGAUCAAAACUAACUAGAUGCAUCUCCUUAGCAAUAGUUUGAAUUGGCUCCUUCAAGAACAAGGUCUCAAAGAGAAAUGUAGAGCUAAUAGUCAAAAAGAUUUAAAUCAGAAAAAUCUAUUGUAUAACCAAUGACUAAUGAAGAAAAAAGAGAUUACUGGCAGACUUUUGAGUAAUCUUAUUACAAGGAAUGCUUGACAGUUUUUAAAGUUAUAAGAAGAUAAAGGGAUCUAAUCCUUGAAGGACUUAAUGAUAUGUAGACUAGAUUCAUAGAUUUUCUUUAAAGAACUGACGCAAAAGUGUAAAAAGUUCAUGAGUUUAUAGAAUCAUUCAACAAAUUCUCAGAUGAAUUCCCUGACCUUAGAGAAGACGAGUAAACAAAAGAAGAAUUGCUUAAAAGAGUUGAUACCUUGAACAAUGAUCUUUGGGCUAUAGUAGAGCAAAGAAAGGAUGAUGCUAUUGCUGAGCAUGCCAAGCUUAUUGACAACGGCUGGAUUGAUAUUGAACUUAAAAAGCUUAUCAAAAAUGCAACAACAGUUGUUUAAAAUGAAGUGAAUAAGUAUCUUGCAUUCUAUGCACUCCUGGUAGGCUUUGAAAGUCCAAUGCAAAUAAGAGUGGAAAGAUACUUUAAUGAUGCAGUUGAUUCAGGACUUGCCGCUAUUAACUAGCACAAAAAAUCUCCCAUUCUCCAUCAAAUAUCAAAGUUAAUACUUAAAGAUAUCUAACAGAGCUUGAUUGAUCAUUAGUAACUUGAUUCUGAUGUUAGAUAAUAACUGAAGAUUGAAUCCGAUAAUCUAAUUUUCAGAUUGAACAUGAUUUAAACCUGGAUUACUGUUAAGCUUAUGGAUUUCUAUUACUUUUCUCAGGAGGUCUACAACACAAUGGAUGAUUGGAUAUCAAUAGCAGUGUUAGAGGAAAAUAAUGCAAUCAAGAGUGUAGUUGACAAAUUGUAAAAUGGUAUCUUCGAACAGUAACUAAGACUCGAUUAUCAUCAAUUUAAUGUGAGCGCUCUUGAUCUCUACUCUAAGAUUUAGACAGUUGACUACUAACCAAAUAAAAGUAUUAUGCUUCCAAGCUAAAAUGGACUAACAUAACACUUCAAGAUUGAGCAUCUUGAGAUUCUAUAUAAAGAUUUUAGGUAAUAUGCCUUUGAUAGGUAUUUAGACGGCUAGACUUUUAUCCAUAUAAUAGUCUUGAGUUUGAAAGAGAAUAGAGUUCCUGGAUCUUGGAGAUGUCUUGAGUUUUCAAGUUUCAAUAAUAUCCUCAGGAGAUAUACUGUUAAGCCUCUAGGAAUGGAUGAUGACUAUAGUAAGCCAAUUUAUAGCAGCAGAGAUUAAGAUGGAUUAGCACAAGUAGAGAGACAAUUUGUCGAUUGGAAAAAGAUUUUAACCAUGUUUAUCCUACUUCAAACAAAUAUGGGAGACGACCAAGAAUCAUUGAAUGAGUAUGGCGAACAACUGAGAGAACUUGCAAAUGAAAGAGGUGAGAUUAGUUAGGAAGAUUUCCUAAAAGCAGAGGCAUGGUUCGAAAAUGUGCAAGCUUUACCUGAUAUUAGAGUUGAGUAGUAGUUAAUGGGAGAUGAAGAUGAUGAAGACUAUGAUCCAAAUUUGAUGUCGCAAGUUAUGACUGACUAUACCAGACUCAGCAGGAUAAAAUCUCUUAUUUUCAAUACUCAUCAAAACAACACUCGAAAGGUCAAUGUCAAUGAAUACAUUCACAUACUAAAAGAAAUACAAGCUAUUGCUUAUGGAACUACCUGCUAUCAAGGACUCUUCUAAUAUUGA